Messenger RNA from Daldinia caldariorum, 1581 nucleotides. RefSeq names its product Methylmalonate-semialdehyde dehydrogenase. Gene Ontology annotation, cellular component: mitochondrion. The transcript is spliced from 2 exons. Bases 1 to 1581 code for a protein of 526 amino acids. Gene Ontology annotation, biological process: thymine catabolic process; L-valine catabolic process. NCBI's taxonomy places the organism in Eukaryota, Fungi, Ascomycota, Sordariomycetes, Xylariales, Hypoxylaceae. Gene Ontology annotation, molecular function: malonate-semialdehyde dehydrogenase (acetylating, [NAD(P)+]) activity; methylmalonate-semialdehyde dehydrogenase (acylating, NAD+) activity. The record is from RefSeq and is a predicted model, not a curated record.
AUGGCUAAGCAGCUUCGUCCCAUGAGCGCUCUAGCCUCGACCGCUAUGAGCUACCCUACGACGCACGAGAGGAUAGAGAAGCCCGAGGACACGCCUUAUUUCGUGGACAACGAGUUCCGCCCCAGCCAGACGGACAAAUUCAUCGACCUGCACGACCCGGCUACGAAUAACCUCGUCACCCGCGUUCCGCAGCUCACCAAGGCCGAGCUCCAGGCCGCUGUCGAUAGUGCCCAGCGUGCGUUCCCCGAGUGGAGGGCCAAGAGCGUGCUUGCCCGCCAGCAGAUCAUGUUCAAGUACGUUAGCCUGAUCCGCGAGAACUGGGACCGGCUCGCCGCGAGCAUCACCCUCGAGCAGGGAAAGACCUUCGUAGAUGCGAGGGGUGAUGUCCUGCGUGGACUUCAGGUGGCGGAGGCCGCGUGCGGGGCCCCGGAGUAUCUUAAGGGCGAGGUGCUCGAGGUCGCCAAGGAUAUGGAGACGAGAUCGUACAGGGAACCCUUGGGCGUCGUUGCUGCCAUUUGCCCUUUUAACUUCCCUGCUAUGAUCCCGUUAUGGUGUAUCCCGAUUGCGACGGUAACCGGAAACACCGUCGUCUUAAAGCCUUCCGAGAGAGAUCCCGGAGCGGCCAUGAUCCUAGUUGAGCUGGCAAAGGAAGCUGGUUUCCCCGACGGUGUAAUUAACGUGGUACAUGGAGCUCACGACACCGUCAACUUCCUCUUGGACGCACCAGAAAUCAAAGCGAUAAGCUUCGUCGGUGGAAACAAGGCGGGAGAGUACAUCUUCAGCCGAGGAUCUGCAAACGGGAAACGAGUGCAGGCUAAUCUCGGUGCCAAGAACCACGCGGCAGUCAUGCCCGACUGCAACAAGAACCAGUUCAUCAACGCUAUUGUGGGAGCUGCCUUCGGAGCUGCCGGCCAGCGAUGCAUGGCCCUCAGCACGCUCGUAAUGGUAGGAGAGACGAAAGAGUGGUUAGGAGAACUGGCAGAAAGCGCCAAGAAACUCCAGGUCAACGGCGGUUUUGAGGAGGGUGCCGACUUGGGUCCGGUCAUCACGCCGCAAAGCAAGGCGAGAAUCGAGAGCUUGAUCGCCAGUGCCGAGGAGGAAGGUGCUACGAUCCUCUUGGACGGACGUGGCUUCAAGCCGGAGAAGUACCCGAACGGCAACUGGGUCGGCCCCACCAUCAUCACGAACGUGACCAAAGACAUGAAAUGUUACAAGGAAGAGAUCUUCGGUCCGGUGCUGGUGUGUCUCAACGUGGACACGCUCGACGAGGCGAUCGAUCUAAUUAACGACAACGAGUACGGUAACGGCACGGCCAUCUUCACGCGCUCGGGCGCGACGGCCGAGAAGUUCCGGCGCGAUAUCGAGGCCGGCCAGGUCGGCAUAAACGUCCCGAUCCCGGUGCCGCUGCCCAUGUUCUCGUUUACGGGCAACAAGAAGAGCGUGGCGGGAGGAGGCGCCAACACCUUUUACGGUCGUCCCGGGGUCAACUUCUACACGCAGCAAAAGACGGUCACGGCGCUGUGGUCCAGCGCGGAUGCGAUUUCUAACAAGGCGGAUGUUGCUAUGCCUACGCACAGUUAG